This is a messenger RNA of Lycium ferocissimum, 1032 nucleotides long. RefSeq lists its product as uncharacterized. The record is from RefSeq and is a predicted model, not a curated record. NCBI's taxonomy places the organism in Eukaryota, Viridiplantae, Streptophyta, Magnoliopsida, Solanales, Solanaceae. The transcript has a single exon. Bases 1 to 1032 code for a protein of 343 amino acids.
AUGGCAACCACUGAUAUCCAAGAUCACUGCAAAAAUCUAAUCCUGGACAGCUCGAAAACUCUCUUAUGCAGGCAGGGCUCAACUUGUUCAGACAAAAGAUUAUUUGGAAUGCAAGCAUUCUGGGCACAAAUUUAUAUCAUUCCUACUAAGGUCAAAAAAAUCAUAGAAGCUCAUUGCAGAAGCUACUUGUGGUCUGGGAGUAAUGCUAUAACCAAAAAAGCUUUAGUAGCAUGGGAUAAUUUGUGCUCUCCUAAGAGUGUGGGAUGCUUGAACAUUACUAACACGUACAUCUGGAAUAGGGCAGCAAUUGCUAAGCAAUGGUGGGAUAUUGAGCAUAAACAGGAUAAAAUGUGGAUCCGAUGGAUUCACACCUACUAUAUCAAACAACAGGCAAUGGAGAGUGUGCAAGUUCCUAAGCAAGCAUGCUGGUUAGUAAGGAAAUUUUUUGAAGCUAGAAACUUAAUAAACCAGAUGCAAAUUCAACCUACUAGGCAGAGCUUGAUUAGACAAAUCUAUUACCAGGCCAUAACUGCUAGAACCACAGUGCCAUGGAAGUGUAUGAUGUUCCAGAAUGCAGCUAGACCAAAAGCUGUUUUUACUAUUUGGUUGCAACUGUUGGGAAGACUACUCACUGUUGAAAGAUUGGCAAAGUGGGGAAUAGAGGUGGAGCCCAAAUGCUGUCUAUGUCAAAUGCAUGAUGAGACAAGGGAGCACUUAUUUGUACAAUGUGAGUUUACUAGAAAGGUGUGGAGGAGGGUCGGGCAAUGGAUGCAAAUGCAGUACUAUAACCCUGUCAACUGGGACCAACACCAACAGUGGCUCAUCCACAACUCAAAAGGAAAAUCCCGGAAAGCACAAAUAUUCAAACUGGUCUGCACUGAAGUCACAUAUGCCAUCUGGAUUGAGAGAAAUGCUAGAAUAUUUGAAAAACACAAUAGAACUUGGGAAGUUAUAGCUAAGGAGAUUAUGUAUGUUGCGUGUGUUAGAGCUACACCUAGAAUUUACAAUGUCAUUCAUAGCUUUAGAUUCUAG